Zea mays is the source of this 820-nucleotide messenger RNA. Its product is annotated as precursor elicitor peptide3. Bases 188 to 628 code for a protein of 146 amino acids. The record is from RefSeq and is a predicted model, not a curated record. The transcript is spliced from 2 exons. NCBI's taxonomy places the organism in Eukaryota, Viridiplantae, Streptophyta, Magnoliopsida, Poales, Poaceae.
CACGGAUGGGAGUCACAAAUGUUCCCAUGAACACAUCAUCGGCAUCCUCUCGGUCUCGUCUCAGGAGCCUCCCUGCCGGAAACUAAAGAGUAGUGUCACUUACGAGUUAGAGACACCGUCCCCACUCCGCUCUCCAGAAACUCCCCCGUCGUCUAGCUAGGCCUAGGCGCCUAGCCACCUCCCAGGAAUGGAUCAGCGCGUCUCCCAGGAAUCGUCGUCGGAUCGUCGGCGCAAGCGCAAAGACGUCGCGGCGGCGGUGCCGGAGGGCGUCCACGGAGAGUCCACGGACAACGGCGGGUACGACGAUACUGAUGAGACCGCGGGUGUGCUGACCAAGGAGCAGCAGGCGGUGGAUGUGGUCGAAGAACAAGCCUCGGCGCCGCUCCAGCUCCUGCUCCGCGCCUGCGCCGGCUGCCUGGUGGGCCUUCUGCGCGGCUACCGCAGCGACCCGAAGCCGGCCGCCGCCGCCGCUGCUGCUUCUGUGGCCGCAGAAUCGCCGCAGGAAGGAGACAAGCCGUUUGGCAGCGAGGAGGUGGGCACUCAGGUGUUGGCGGCGACGAGGACGCCGCCGUGGCCGCCGUGCCCUCCUGAAGAAGGUUCCGGUGGCAAUGGAGGCAGCCACAACUAGCUAGCUAGCUACUAGGCAUGCAAACGUACGGCCGGUGAUCUCUCUUCGGCUUCGUCGCACGCUUGUCCGAUGAACAGACAGCUCCUACGUACGUACUACGGAGUAUUUCGGUGGCCCAAUCAGGUUGUAAGUAGAGAGAGGUGCUUAGGUUAUUAGUAGUAUUUUUUAAUAAAUAAGUGUGUGUGUGUGGCU